AUGGAGGAAAAACAACUUUACGGUAUUUUAACAGUGUAUCGAGAAAGAGGUGCGUAUUUGAGGCGUCUCGAACAAUUCGAGAAAGCCAAGGCAGCAUACGAUGAAGCCUACAGAAACAUUCCUGACGACGUUCGCCUGCUCACUGGCCGCAGUCAGGUGUGUGCUGAUGCGGUGAAACCAGUUCAAGCAUACUCCGAUGCAGAGCUGGCACUCAAACUGGAGCCUGGUAACAUGAAUGCCAAGAACAUGCAAGCUCGAGCAAUGUACACCAUGUCAGAUUUCGAAAGAUCAGUAGUGAUGAAUUAUAGAGGUGCAAGACAUCGAAGACAGCCUCCAUAUUUUAAAGAAGGAAUCAAUCAAGGCGUUGAAACCAUUCAAGACUGCAUAGGUGUAAAUGCGGGUACUGUGAUGUUAGAUUUUUUACCUUUAAUAAAGCAUAUGGAGGCUAAAGCAGGUCGAGUUGACGAGGACGAACCACAGAAAAAACUACAUGUUUCUCGCAUUCCAAAGCCAGAACGCAAGCGAAAACUUACUCAGAUGGAAGCACGAAAAGAUUUGACUCUGGCUCGUGUCCUGGCUAUGAAAUAUUUAGGGCCGAUGGCCUAUGAUAAAUUUUUCCUCCAACACCUUAUGGAUGAUGAACGUUUGAAAUCUGCAAAUUCAGGGGGUAGUAUGGAGUUAAAAGCGCUAGUUCGGGAAACUUUACGGUCUCUCACCGAAAGGCAAGAUAUGUUACGUUCUCAGCGUCCUUAUUACACAAUAAAAUUAGCUGAAAAGGCUGAAUCAAAACAUCAGAAUAAAUACAAGGAGGCCGUACUAGAAAAGGAACGAGAAAUAGGAGCUCGAACCGCUGAAAGACUUUUGAGACAGAUCGAAAAGAGCAUGCGAGAAAACCGCGUGAUGGAUUUAAUGGCUCAAGCAGAGCGCAUGCAGUUGUUCUUAGACGUAAAGACUCCACGUACGUUACCCGAUAAAGAGACAUACACUGAUCGCUUGUAUCGUGCAGUAGGAGAAGGGUACUUAUGUCAACAUCGCUUGUCGUAUACUCUCAGUGAGAGAGGAAAUAGACGUCGUAUCGCUUUUCUUAUGGGAUUACCAGUCGGACGACCGACCUCGUUCGAUUCAGUUAUGGCGACCUACCCUUAUAAAUUUAUUGAUAUAAAACAUGCCACUGCAAAGGUCGUUGCUACUCUAGAGAUGUGUGAAAACUCCACCAUGAAAUGUUGGUUAAUGUAUGAGUUAGCGCGUUUAUUGUGCACUCAAAAGAAUUAUGCUCUCGCCAAGUUCUAUGCGAAACGAUGUCAGAGAGAAGCCCAAGAAAUAAGUAGCGUGACUUGGUGGCUCAAUGGAUGUUUCGUACUAAUGAGCGGAGACAUGCAGCAAGGCAAUUCAAACGAAGUACGAAUACAAGUAGAAGAAGCGUAUGAAUUUUCAAAGAAGAUGCAGGAUCCGGAACGUGUUCAAGCAUUUUUGGCGAAAUGCGCCGAAAUGGCGGCCGAAACUGUCACCGCGGAUGAGAGGAAAGCCAUAAUACAGCGUGAGCGGCAAAUGGUCAGUGUCAUGGAUGAGGUUCAGGCGAUUGAAACACAAGUGUUAUUCAAAAGAAUGUCUACCGUGCCACCCGGCAGACGCUUUUCAGUUUUACCUCGUAAGCCUGAAGGCGGCGCAUUUCAAUCUGAAAGGAAACGGCGUCGCCAGAGGGGCCUGACAGUCAUACCGGGCCCCGAACGAGCAUUACCAGCUCCGCCUAAAUCUAACACUUUGGGUUUCCAAGUAUUCGAUUUAUGA
Messenger RNA from Bicyclus anynana (squinting bush brown), 1788 nucleotides. Its product is annotated as outer dynein arm-docking complex subunit 4-like. The transcript has a single exon. The record is from RefSeq and is a predicted model, not a curated record. Gene Ontology annotation, molecular function: protein binding. Lineage: Eukaryota; Metazoa; Arthropoda; Insecta; Lepidoptera; Nymphalidae. Bases 1 to 1788 code for a protein of 595 amino acids.